This is a messenger RNA of Pseudopodoces humilis (Tibetan ground-tit), 1095 nucleotides long. RefSeq names its product sideroflexin 2 (gene SFXN2). Gene Ontology annotation, biological process: serine import into mitochondrion; monoatomic ion transport. Gene Ontology annotation, cellular component: mitochondrial inner membrane. Gene Ontology annotation, molecular function: monoatomic ion transmembrane transporter activity. The record is from RefSeq and is a predicted model, not a curated record. Lineage: Eukaryota; Metazoa; Chordata; Aves; Passeriformes; Paridae.
GUGCCGUGCCGUGCCGUGCCGUGCCGGGCUGGGCUGUGUUGAGCAGUGCCGAGUCGACAUAAAGCGUGCGGAGCUGCGCUGGAGACCUACACAAAGAUGGCCACAGUUUCCCUUGGCUUCAACAUCGACUCCCCACGCUGGGACCAGAGCACCUUUGUGGGGCGCCUGAAGCACUUUCUCAACAUCACCGACCCUCGGACAGUGCUGGUGCCGGAGGAGGAGCUGGACCGGGCCAAGGCCCUGGUGGAGGGCUGCAGGGCUGGGCUGGUGCCACCAGGAAGCAGCCAGGAGCAGCUGCUCUAUGCCAAGAAGCUGUACGACUCAGCCUUCCACCCUGACAGUGGUGAGAAGAUGAACCUCAUUGGGAGGAUGUCCUUCCAGGUGCCGGGGGGCAUGGCCAUCACUGGCUGCAUGCUCCAGUUCUAUCGGACAGUGCCUGCUGUGAUUUUCUGGCAGUGGGUGAACCAGUCGUUCAAUGCCUUUGUCAACUACACCAACCGCAACGCUGCUUCCCCCAUCUCUCUGAGGCAAAUUGGGGUGGCUUAUGUCACGGCCACUGGUGCAGCCCUGGCCACCGCAGUGGGACUCAACCUCUACACCAAGCGAGCCCCUCCCUUGCUGGCCCGCUGGGUCCCAUUUGCAGCUGUGGCUGCUGCCAACUGUGUCAAUAUCCCCAUGAUGCGGCAACAGGAGAUCAUCAACGGGAUCACAGUGACAGAUGAGAACAACAACGAGCUCGGAUGCUCCAGGAGGGCAGCAGUGAAGGGCAUCGCACAGGUUGUGCUCUCCAGGAUCACCAUGGCAGCACCAGGCAUGAUUAUUUUGCCCAUCAUCAUGGAGCGGCUGGAGAAAUUCCCCUUCAUGCAGCGGAUCCGGGUUCUCCACGGGCCUCUGCAGGUGCUGCUCUGCGGGGGCUUCCUCCUGUUCAUGGUGCCAGCAGCCUGCGCCCUCUUCCCCCAGAGAUGCUCCCUUGCACUGGCUGAUCUCGAGAUGGAGCUGCGUGACAGUAUCGUGGCCAAGCAUGGGGACAAAGUGCCUUACGUCUAUUUUAACAAAGGACUGUGAAUGGAGACUACCUCAGGAACCAUUGCACCC